CAAGCACUAACAAAUUUGCCAUCUGACCGUUCUUCCACUUGAUAUAAGAACAAGGCCCCUCAAUAGAUGUUUCCAAUUGCCAUAUAAAGUAGUUAUAAAAUACUUUUAGUGUAUACUUAAAUAUCCCAUUACCAAUAGCUUUUGCCAAAAGACUAAACUGUUUUUGCUUCUAUUACCUAUAUUAUUAUUAUUGCAAGCAAGUGCAUGCUUUACUAAUAAUUUUGUAGUUACCAAGAGUUAGAAAAGAGAUAUUCUAACACUUAGCUAAUAACAAGUUUUUUUUGGGAAAAAAAAAUGAGGUCUUUGUUUGAUCUGUUUAUUGUUGCUUCAAUGCCUAUUUUGAAGGUUCUUUUGAUCACUGCCUUAGGCUCAAUUCUUGCCAUUAAUCGUAUCGACAUCUUGGGAAAGACGGCCACACAUCAUCUGAACAAACUUGUGUUUUUUGUUUUUGGUCCUGCACUGGUUGGUAGCAACUUGGCUAAGACAGUCGCCAUAAAAAGCUUUCUUACUUUAUGGUUCAUGGUAGUAAACAUCUUGCUUACAUUUCUAUUGGGGUCAGCAAUGGGUUGGGUACUUGCUAAAUUAACGAAAGCUCCAAAGCACAUCAAAGGCCUCAUUUUGGCAUCUUGUUCUGCUGGUAAUUUUUAUAAUUCAUCCCAUCUCUUUACUUUUAUUUAUGAAAUACUAGUAGUUUUGGCAUCUAAUUUUACUGUAAAACCAGGAAAUCUAGGGAAUACCAUCAUCAUUCUCCCUGCAAUGUGCAAAGAGAAAGGCAGUCCAUUUGGAGCACCUGAUGUUUGUGAACGCUAUGGUCUAGCUUAUGCUUCACUUUCAAUGGCGAUUGGAACCGUGUACUUCUGGCUAUAUACUUACAACAUAGUUCGGAUCUCUUCGAAGGAGGCAACAGCGAGCACAAGUGUAACUGAUGAAACAUUAGUGAAUGUACAACCCCAAGAAGAACCACCCUUGCAUUCUUCAGAUAACUAUGCUCUUGAAGAUCCACCUCUCUCACACUCUUCUAAAUCAAUGGUUAAAUUGUCUUCCAGGAUAAAGCAGUGCUUAAGAAUUAUCUCCAAAGAGUUCAACCUUAAGGCAGUCUUGGCACCUUCAACUAUUGGAGUGAUGAUUGGAUUUUUUAUUGGGACAAUUUCUCCGCUUCGUAAACUGCUCAUGGAUAAUACUCUUCAUGUUGUUGGAGACACAAGUUUCAUGAUUGGAGAUGCAGCCAUCCCCUGUAAAACCUUGAUACUCGGCGCCAACCUACAGAGAGGUUUAAGGGGAUCAGGAAUUCAAGUUGCAACAAUUAUGGGAAUAGUAGCAGUUCGGUAUCUAUUUCUUCCUCUGCUGGGUGCUCUUAUUGUUAAGGGUGCUGUUCAAGCUGGGUUUGUGCAAUCGCACGAUAUAUUCUUUCAGUUUGUUCUUCUGCUUCAGUACACCAUGCCUCCAGCAGCUAGCAUCAGUACAGUGACAGAGCUGUUUAAAGCAGGGCAGAAUGAGUGUUCAGUUAUCAUGCUUUGGACAAAUAUUUUGGCUCCGAUAACACUCACUCUUUGGUGCACAUUCUUCCUCUGGCAUCUGGCUUAACGACAUUGAACGUUUCUUAGAACCAAAUCUUUCUCACAAGACAACAUUAGUGACUGGCUAACAAUGGGAUUAUGUAGACAUGAAGACAUCAUCUUCGGUUUUACGCUGUAUGUACUAGUACGGUAAGCAAUUUUUCUUAGAAAAUGGGGAUCAGAUUUAUCAGUUUUACUUCACUAUUUUGAUGGUUUCUUGCAAAUAAUUUGAUUUUAUUUCACUAUUUUGAUGUAAUUCCUUUACAAGUAUUCCCUUUGUAUUCAACUGAAAAUUUUAAGACCAUAAAAUGGAAAUUACAAUCAUUUUGUUAAAAAAUUUA
This is a messenger RNA of Chenopodium quinoa (quinoa), 1897 nucleotides long. RefSeq names its product protein PIN-LIKES 3-like. The transcript has 9 exons. Lineage: Eukaryota; Viridiplantae; Streptophyta; Magnoliopsida; Caryophyllales; Amaranthaceae. Bases 295 to 1584 code for a protein of 429 amino acids. Gene Ontology annotation, cellular component: membrane. Gene Ontology annotation, biological process: endoplasmic reticulum to cytosol auxin transport. The record is from RefSeq and is a predicted model, not a curated record.